Messenger RNA from Penicillium longicatenatum, 3909 nucleotides. Its product is annotated as putative ABC efflux transporter. The record is from RefSeq and is a predicted model, not a curated record. Bases 1 to 3909 code for a protein of 1302 amino acids. NCBI's taxonomy places the organism in Eukaryota, Fungi, Ascomycota, Eurotiomycetes, Eurotiales, Aspergillaceae. Gene Ontology annotation, molecular function: ATP binding; ATP hydrolysis activity; ABC-type transporter activity. The transcript has 2 exons. Gene Ontology annotation, cellular component: membrane.
AUGGAAAAGGAUGGAAUCACGACCGACAUUAGCACCCAAAAUGAAGAUUCCACCCGAGAUGAAAGUUCUCAAGGUGCGGUUUAUAAUUUGUGCCUUCGCGCGGUGAACUCGGUGCAUGUCAGUGUGAGCAGUCUUUCGCUUGAUAUCGACACAGCACCCUCACUAUGGGCGACCUCACCUUCGAAAUUGCGGGGUAUUUUCCGCGGUCAGACUGAAGGCGGGUCGAAGAAGGUGUUAGAUGGGGUCAGUGCAGAGAUGCCAAGCGGUAGCUUGACAGCCAUCAUCGGCAGCAGUGGCUCGGGAAAAACCUCUCUGCUCAAUCUCAUGGCUAGUCGCAUGUCAUCUUCGAAGAUGAAGGUGUCGGGGACGACCACCUUCAACGGAAACGCCAAUAUUGACAGCAUUCGCAGUGCCUAUAUCAUGCAGGAGGAUGUCCUUAUUCCGACAUUGACCGUUCGCGAGACGUUACGGUAUUCGGCUGAUCUGCGCCUACCGUCACCGAUGACUCAGGAAGAGCGAUACGCUAUUGUGGAGCAGGUAAUCCUGGAAUUGGGACUCAAGGAGUGUGCUGAAACAAGGAUUGGAACGACUGCGCACAAGGGCUGUAGUGGUGGGGAAAAGCGACGGACAAGCAUUGGGGUGCAGCUGUUGGCUAACCCAUCCGUGUUAUUUUGCGAUGAGCCGACCACCGGACUGGAUGCGACCAGUGCAUUCCAGAUCAUUCGUACACUGAAGCGGCUCGCGCAAGAUGGGCGAACUAUCCUUGUCUCCCUUCACUCGCCCCGGUCUGAGAUUUGGAGCCUUUUCGACAAUAUGAUCCUAUUGGCUCGGGGAUCUGCUCUAUACAGUGGCCCCGCAAGCGAAUCACUAGCUCAUUUUGAGCAAUGUGGCCAUAUCAUUCCACCCUUUGUGAACCCCGCAGAAUUUCUAAUCGACUUGGCUGCGAUUGAUAACCGAACUGAGGCCUCAGAAGCCGCAUCAUAUGACCGUGUUGAUCAUCUCCGAGAAGCGUGGCAGUCUCGGCGGGGAAAAGGCGUACCCGAGGAGCGAGAAAAGCAGGGGGUUGUGCCGGGUCUCGAUUCCGUGGAUACUGGAGCAAAGAGGAAAGUGCCAUUUAGCCAACAAUUGCGCGUCUUGACCUCUCGUACCUUCAUCACCACCCUUAGAGAUCCAUUGGGUGUUGCCGGUAGUUUACUUGAAGCCAUUGGCAUGGGUGUCGUCAAUGGCUGGAUCUUCUUGCAGCUUGAUGAGAGCCUGGCCGGAAUUCGUUCACGGGAAGGAAGUUUGUAUACGGCUAGCAGUCUGAAUGGUUACCUCAUACUGCUCUAUGAGACUUAUCGACUGACAAUUGACAUUCGACUUUUUGAUCGUGAGCGCAAUGAAGGCGUGGUCAGCGUUCCAGCGUUCUUGCUCAGUCGCCGAAUUGCCCGAUUUCCGCUUGAAGAUCUACCUGUGCCGCUGAUAUUCUCCAUUAUCUUUUAUUUCAUGGUAGGCUAUCGGCUAGAGGCGGCGCAAUUCUUCAUUUUCUUCCUGCUCACCCUGCUCACGCACUACAUUGCGGUCACCUUUGCAGCAGUGGCAGUUGGCAUAGUAAGAAACUUCUCCGGCGCUACUCUGGUUGCCAAUUUGUCUUUCACCGUGCAAUCAUUUGCUUGUGGGUACUUUGUUCAAGCGAAUCAGAUACCAGUGUAUGUGAGAUGGCUCAAAUGGUGUGCAUACACAUUUUACGUAUUUGGGGCACUGUGUGCAAAUGAGUUCAUCGGACUCGAUGACUCUGACCUCGGCCGGUUCUACGACUGUCCAUAUUCUGAGGACGCACUUGAUCCAGCUUGCAAAGAGUACACUGGGCGGUACAUCAUGGAAAGUCUGGGAAUGCCGUCUAACUGGAUAUGGCGACCCAUCGUGGUACUUAUUGCAUUCGUGGUAGCUCACUACUGUCUGGCUGGUUUAUUACUGCAGUACAAUCGCUUCGCAAUCGAUAUUGCUCAAGCUCGAGAAAUGGAGGCAGAUCCAGGAAAAACCAAAGUAGCGAUUCGUCCAGCUGGGGAAGUACGGAGACUGGCCAUUUCACUGGAUCGGUAUGCUCUGGAAAUUCGAAAGCGCGGUUAUCCUUGGCAGGAAACUCAAGUCUUGCCCAUCUUGAAGCCCAUCACUGCCAAGUUUCAUCCAGGAGAGUUGAAUGUUAUCAUGGGACCUUCCGGCAGUGGCAAGACAUCGCUACUCAAUUCAAUCGCGUGUCGAUUACAAGGGUCUUUCGGAACCCAAUACCAUGUCCAUGGCCAAAUGCUCUACAACGGGGCCGUACCAACGAACACCGUGAUUCGUUCAGUGACAUCGUUCGUCACACAGGACGAUGAUGCAUUGAUGCCAUCUUUGACCGUUCGAGAGAGCUUGAAGUUCGCAGCAGGGUUGCGGUUGCCAAUCUGGAUGUCAUCAGAGGAAAAAAACCGACGAGCGGAGGAAGUCCUAUUCAAGAUGGGGCUCAAAGAAUGCGCUGACAACUUGAUCGGCGGUGAACUCGUCAAAGGCAUCAGUGGAGGCGAGAAGCGCCGAGUUACGAUCGCCAUUCAGAUCCUUACGGACCCGAAGGUGCUCCUUCUGGAUGAACCAACUUCAGGUCUAGAUGCUUUCACAGCCAUGUCCAUCAUCGAGGUCUUGCACGCCCUCGCAGCCGAAGGUCGAACUUUGAUCAUGACAAUCCACCAGUCGCGUUCUGAUCUGGUCAGUCAUUUCGCCCAGGUCUUGCUUCUAGCGCGAGGCGGAUAUCCUGUGUACGCUGGACCGGGGCAACAAAUGCUUCCACACUUUUCAAGGCUAGGCUAUGUCUGCCCGCAGACGACAAAUCCAGCAGAUUUUGUCUUGGAUCUCAUCACGGUUGAUCUCCAGCAGGCAGAGCGGGAGGCUAUAACUCGCGAGCGCGUACAGCAUCUGAUCUCUUGCUGGUCUGAUGCGGUCCUGGCCCUUGACUCUACAUCCCAGAUUGCAACACCAGCGGAGCUUGGCAGCUUUUGUCGGCAGAGGCUUCCCUUUCGCAUCACAUUUCCAUUGGUGCUGCAUCGGUCGUUUAUCAAUUUUCGCCGCCAACCCCCGCUGGUAAUGGCCCGGUCAAUGCAGAUCUUGGGGAUUGCCAUUGUGAUGGCCUUGUUCUUUGCGCCGCUCAAGAACGACUAUGCCGCUGUACAAUCACGGAUGGGAUUUGCCCAAGAGUUUUCAGCGCUGUACUUUGUUGGAAUGCUUCAAAACAUCGCCAUCUACCCGAACGAGCGUGAUGUCUUUUACCGUGAAGAAUCCGACAACUGCUACUCAGUGGAAACAUUCAUUUUGUCAUACACGGUGACCGAGGUCCCCUUUGAGAUCGCCUCCGCACUCGUGUUUGGCGCACUAGCUGCCUACGCGGAUAACAUGAAGCGCACAGUGACGAUGUUUCUUGUUGGUGCCUUCAACUGCUUCUGUAUUAUCAGCUGCGGUGAAUCGCUCGGAAUUAUGUUCUGCACCCUUUUCUCCCAUGUUGGUUUCGCGGUCAAUGUGACCUCGACCCUGUUAUCCCUCUCGUGCACCCUCGGCGGCAUUAUGAGCUUGAAUGUCAACAAGGUGCUACAAGGAUUCAACUAUCUCUCCCCAGUCAAAUAUUGCAUUGCCAACUUGGCACCCUUCUCCCUUCAAGGGCAACUUUUUGACUGCACGGCUACCGAGAGACUCGCGGAUGGGAAUUGUCCCAUCACUACAGGGGAGCAGGUGCUGAAACUCUACAAUCUGGACAAGAAUGGACCGAUGAAUGUUAUGGCACUGGGAGUUUGCACCAUCAUCUACCGAUUAGUCGCAUAUGCGUUCUUGAAGGCAAUGCGAUCUCAUCGCAUGACAGAGCUGUGGUGCGAGUGGCGCCUUUCUCGAAAGAGUCGUUCCCAGUAG